GUCGGGGCGGACGGGCGCGCGCGCGCGCGGGCUGUGCACACGGGGCGCGCGCCGGGCAGCUCCAAGGGUCUGGCGGGGCGGCUGAGGCAGCUGGACCAGACGGCUGACGAGGCGGCGCCGAAAUGGCCGAAGGCAGCGCUGUGUCCGACCCUCAGCAUGCCGCGCGUCUGCUGCGAGCGCUCAGCUCUUUCCGCGAGGAGUCCCGCUUUUGCGACGCGCACCUGGUCCUCGACGGGGAGGAGAUCCCCGUGCAGAAGAACAUCCUGGCGGCCGCCAGCCCGUACAUCAGGACAAAGUUAAACUAUAAUCCUCCAAAAGAUGAUGGAUCAACCUAUAAGAUUGAACUUGAAGGGAUAUCGGUAAUGGUUAUGAGAGAGAUCCUGGAUUACAUCUUCAGUGGGCAGAUCCGGCUGAACGAAGAUACGAUCCAAGAUGUUGUACAAGCAGCAGACCUCCUCCUGCUGACGGAUCUCAAAACUCUGUGCUGUGAGUUUCUGGAAGGCUGCAUCGCCGCCGAGAACUGCAUCGGCAUCCGUGACUUCGCCCUCCACUACUGCCUGCACCACGUCCACUACCUGGCCACGGAGUACCUGGAGACUCAUUUCCGUGACGUCAGCAGCACAGAAGAGUUCUUAGAACUCAGCCCGCAGAAACUUAAAGAAGUGAUUUCUCUCGAGAAGUUAAAUGUUGGCAAUGAAAGAUACGUGUUCGAAGCGGUAAUUCGAUGGAUAGCACAUGACACAGAACUGAGAAAGGUUCACAUGAAGGACGUGAUGUCAGCGCUGUGGGUUUCAGGGUUAGACUCCAGCUACUUACGGGAACAGAUGCUCAAUGAACCGUUAGUACGAGAAAUCGUCCGAGAGUGCAACAACAUACCACUGAGCCAGCCGCAGCAGGGGGAGGCCAUGCUCGCAAACUUCAAGCCCCGGGGCUACUCGGAGUGCAUCGUGACUGUUGGCGGAGAAGAGAGAGUUUCACGGAAACCAACAGCAGCGAUGCGAUGUAUGUGCCCUCUUUAUGACCCUAAUAGGCAGCUUUGGAUUGAACUGGCCCCUUUAAGCAUGCCAAGAAUUAACCACGGAGUUCUCUCAGCAGAGGGAUUCUUGUUCGUAUUUGGAGGCCAAGAUGAAAAUAAGCAGACCCUGAGUUCAGGAGAAAAAUACGAUCCAGAUGCGAACACGUGGACGGCAUUGCCACCAAUGAAUGAGCCACGACAUAAUUUUGGUAUUGUGGAGAUAGACGGAAUGCUGUACAUUUUAGGAGGAGAGGAUGGGGAGAAAGAGCUAAUUUCCAUGGAGUGUUACGACAUUUAUUCUAAAACCUGGACGAAGCAACCUGACCUGACCAUGGUUAGAAAGAUCGGCUGCUAUGCAGCUAUGAAAAAGAAAAUCUAUGCCAUGGGUGGAGGGUCGUAUGGAAAGCUCUUUGAAUCUGUGGAAUGUUACGACCCAAGGACCCAGCAGUGGACUGCUAUCUGUCCGCUGAAGGAGAGAAGAUUUGGAGCUGUGGCCUGUGGCGUGGCCAUGGAGCUGUACGUGUUUGGGGGUGUCAGAAGUCGUGAGGACAUGCAGGGGUCGAAUGAGAUGGUCACUUGCAAGUCUGAAUUCUACCAUGACGAGUUUAAACGAUGGAUCUAUCUUAACGACCAGAACUUGUGCAUCCCCGCCAGCUCCUCUUUUGUGUACGGAGCUGUGCCCAUAGGAGCCAGUAUUUACGUUAUCGGAGACCUCGAUACAGGUACCAAUUACGACUACGUGCGUGAGUUUAAAAGAAGCACAGGGACCUGGCACCACACGAAGCCACUCCUUCCGUCCGACCUUCGCCGCACCGGGUGCGCAGCCUUACGCAUUGCAAAUUGCAAGCUUUUCCGCCUGCAGCUCCAGCAAGGCUUGUUCCGUAUCCGUGUCCAUUCACCUUGAAGAGGGGGCCGGAGCAGAGGCAAAGCUCCCAACCAAGCGCACCGUGACACAGCUUUCUGCGAGGGGAACAGAGGUGGCAGCCGAAACUUGCUCUGUGUGCCGGGCUUUGUAUGGUAACUCUGGUGGUUUUACUGUAAUGCUUAGAAGCCUAAGGUUCCGCUCUCGAUGGGGAGAACCCGUAACUGUGGAGAAAGCUCCCUUGGAGGAAUCCCGUCCUCCACUUAGAUGUGUCUGCAGACAGACGGAGGCUAGGCACUGUCAAAGGGAGAAGGGAAGUGGGAAUCGGUAUCAUGU
Messenger RNA from Neogale vison (American mink), 2213 nucleotides. RefSeq names its product gigaxonin. The record is from RefSeq and is a predicted model, not a curated record. The transcript has 11 exons. NCBI's taxonomy places the organism in Eukaryota, Metazoa, Chordata, Mammalia, Carnivora, Mustelidae. Gene Ontology annotation, biological process: cytoskeleton organization. The coding region runs from base 123 to 1919 and encodes 598 amino acids. Gene Ontology annotation, molecular function: protein binding.